Messenger RNA from Neoarthrinium moseri, 900 nucleotides. RefSeq lists its product as uncharacterized. NCBI's taxonomy places the organism in Eukaryota, Fungi, Ascomycota, Sordariomycetes, Amphisphaeriales, Apiosporaceae. The coding region runs from base 1 to 900 and encodes 299 amino acids. Gene Ontology annotation, molecular function: oxidoreductase activity. The record is from RefSeq and is a predicted model, not a curated record. The transcript has 3 exons.
AUGGCGGAUAGAAUCAAGAAAGUAGCCGUCUUCGGCGCAUCAGGGAACUUUGGUACUCCUAUCACGGCCGCUCUUGUCAAGGCGGGAUUUGAAGUAACAAUAGUCACGCAGCCUAGCUCAAAGUCGAUCUUCCCAAAUGGCAUCCAAGUAAUCCGAUCGGAGUACACAGUCGCGCAUCUGACUGCGGCACUGGCGGGCCAAGAUGCAGCAAUCAGUGUCGUCGGGCCCGCAGCUAUCACGUCCAACGUCGCCAUGGUUGAGGCGGCGGCAGAGGCCGGCGUGAAGCGUUUCAUCGUCAAUGACUUUGGCUGGGGUCCCGACUUUGCGAGCGAGCCAGAGUUUGCCGCCAUCGGCGACACUCGCCACGUCGCCUGGGACCGCGCGAAGCAGCUGGCGAUAGAGAACACUGGCUUCACGUGGACGGGUAUCACAAUCGGAAAUCCGAUAGACUGGGCACUCAAACGCUUCCCCCUGAUGGGCUUCGACGUCAAAGACUACACUGCCACCAUCUAUGACGAGGGUACCGAGCAGUUCACCGGCACUACCUUGUCUGGUAUUGGUCAAUCUGUCGUAGGGGUGCUGAAGCGCCCGGACGCUACCGCCAACCGUUUCGUCAAGGCGCGGUCCAUUCAGACCUGCCAGAACGAACUUCUCGCGGCAUUUCAGAUAGUGACUGGUCGAAGGUGGGAAGUACAUGUUGGAAAGGUGUCUGACCUCCGGGAGAGUGGGAAGCAAAAGCACCAAGAUGGCGCUGGUGGAUGGGUACUGGAUCUGCUUGUCUUUCAGCUGUUCGAGCCCGGGAAAGGGCGGUGCAUCGUUGCGUCACACGAAGAUAGUGAUGCCACGCUGUUGGGCAUUCCAGAGGAGACGGCGGAGGAUAUCGCCCUCAAAGCCUUGUGA